AUGCCAAUUGAAUCUUUAAUUUCCAAAAGAGCUAGUGGUCGUACAUCAGGUCAUUUCACACAAGGACCAAAAGAUCAACCUCCAAAAGGGUUCAAACCACACUCAAAUCCAUUGGCAUUAUCAUAUGGUACACCAAACGAUGGAUUUUUUCCAAUUGAUUCAAUUGAUAUUAAUUUAGUCGAAUAUCCCUUUGAACAUGUUGUCAAAAUUAAUUCAAUUACCAAAAAUUCUUUAGAGAAUUUACAUUUAACUGGUUCAUCAAAUGGAGUUCAAACAAAAACUCCACCAUUAGAUUCGAAAAAUCUGGUUCAUAUUGAAAGACAUACUUCUGAUCCAAAUAUAAUUGAUUUAUCAAAUGGUUUACAAUAUGCUAAUGUUGCUGGUCACCGACCAUUACUUAAUUUCACGAAAGAAUUUAUUAAAAAGACUCAUAAUCCAAAUUAUUCAAAUUGGGAUUCAAUUCUUACUACUGGUGCUAGUGAUGGUUUGAAUAAAGCGUGUGAUGCAAUUUUAGAUAAAGAUGAUGUUAUAUUAAUUGAAGAAUUUACAUUUGCUCCAUUUUUAAGAUUUAGUAGCCAUACUGGUGCAAAAGCAAUUCCAAUUAAAUUAGAUUUAAAUGCUGAAUCACAAGGUAUCAAUUAUGAAUAUUUAAAAGAUUUGUUAGAAAAUUGGCCGGAUGAUUUACCUAAACCAAAAGCAUUAUAUACAAUUGCAACGGGUCAAAAUCCAAUUGGUACAACUCAAACAUUGGAAUUGAGAAAUAAAAUCUAUGAAUUAGCUGUAAAACAUGAUUUUAUAAUUAUUGAAGAUGAUCCAUAUGGAUAUUUAACAUUACCAAAAUAUAGAAAACCAGAAAUUGGUUUACAUUUUAAAUUGAACGAUUUUAUUACCAUUGAAGAUUAUUUACAAAAUCAUUUAACUCCAUCAUAUUUAGAGCUUGAUACUGAAGGUAGAGUAAUUAGAGUUGAAACUUUUUCAAAAUUAUUUGCUCCUGGUUUAAGAUUAGGAUUUGUUAUUGCUCAUGAAAAGGUUAUAAAUGCAAUUAGAAAUUACCUGGAAAUUGUCAAUAGGGGUAGUAGUGGAUUAAGUCAAUUAAUUGUAAAUAAUGUUAUUCAACAACAUUUUAAAGGUGUUGAUGGUUGGUUACAAUGGAUUUUUAAAAUGAGAUUAACUUAUUCUCAUAGAAAGGAUUUAUUAUUGAGUACAAUCUUUGAAUCGGAAGCUUAUAACAGAGGUUUAGUUGAUGUUAUUGAUCCAAAAGCUGGUAUGUUUGCAACUUUGAAAAUUAAUUUUCCUAAAGAUGUCAAUGUAAUUGAAAAAAUGAAAUUAUUGGAAUGGAAAUUUAUUGCAAAUGGUGUAUUAGCAGUUCCAAGUUUUAAUAUGGCUGUUGAUAAGAAAUUUAGUGAAAAUAGAUGUGAUUUCUUUAGAUUAUGUUAUGCUCCAGCUAAUGAUGAUGAAGAAUUAAUUGAAGGUGGUCAAAGAUUAGUUAAAAGUGUUUUGGAAUUUUUCGAUAAUAAUUUACAAUUUUAA
Insectozyma verbasci is the source of this 1530-nucleotide messenger RNA. NCBI's taxonomy places the organism in Eukaryota, Fungi, Ascomycota, Pichiomycetes, Serinales, Debaryomycetaceae. The record is from the annotation of a GenBank genome assembly.